Molecule: messenger RNA, 4028 nt
Organism: Megalops cyprinoides (Indo-Pacific tarpon)
Lineage: Eukaryota; Metazoa; Chordata; Actinopteri; Elopiformes; Megalopidae
Product: titin
Exons: 19
Coding region: 378-3119 (913 amino acids)
Biological process (GO): protein localization to plasma membrane; integrin-mediated signaling pathway; T cell receptor signaling pathway
Cellular component (GO): plasma membrane
Molecular function (GO): protein binding
Source: RefSeq, a predicted model, not a curated record
GUUUAACAAGACGGACCAACUCUCUCAUUUGCGCUUGAACGUUCUCUUCAAACUUUAUUCCAAGACCGAAACCAUCGCAAACGCCAAUAAAGAUCAGCCUAACGCGCACGCUGGUAUUCUUAACCAGACCUUGUAGACAGGUGAUAUAUACGAGUGCGCGCACGCAUGUUAAGCAUUUGCUACCCCGUCUUGUUUGUGAUUCUUACAGAGACGUGUUCCUCAGGGAAAUAAACUAGAGGAAAAAAAAACGAAGUGGAUUAUUCCCUACUUGCGACGUCGGGUACUGAAAGUCAAAUAAACAAGCAUGAUUUUUUUGAAAAAGUAAAUACAACAGAGAGCUGUUAUCGAUUCAUUAAGGAAAUACGACGACACGCACAAUGGAGCAGGAGGGUUCAAUGGACUUCAAAGCCCUAAGGGCCAAGUUUCAGGAGGAGGCCGCCUUAAAACAGAUGAAGAACAAACCUGCCAUUCCGGAGAAGCCAAAACUCAUCCCCCCUCCUGGUGCUCGAGUUUCCCUUCUGAGCUCUAUCAAUUCAGCUGUGGAGAACAAGAUGCCAGUCAUACCCCGAGUUGUCUUCAGAGAUGCUAAACCUGGACCCGAGGCUAAGAGGCCCCUCUCCCUCCCACCAUCUUUGAAACCCAAAGACCCUGUUCGAGAUUCCAACUUUAACACAGAAUUAUUGGACCAUCAGCAGAAAAAAGAGGGAGAUGUUGUGAAGCAGGCAUUCAAAGAUGGAAAAUUGCCCCUUGUGCUGCCUGUGCCUCCAAAAGUAGAGAAACCUGACCCAGCCCCUCCAGCCAAAAGCCUCACACCCAAGAAAAAGGCCUUCCUACCCUUUAAAUCAAAAACAUCCAAGUCAGGAAAAGAAUCUCCAGAAAACAAUGAGGGCCCUGCUAACACCAGUCCAGUGGCAAAACAGCCUGCACCAACAGUUGAGGUGACGGAAGUGGAGGCCCCAAAACUGGAGAAUGGGAACCUUCCCCAUGAGGCAGGUCUAGGUUCUGAACCCCAGUCUCCAAACUCAGAGAGGGCAGAAACUCCGCCCUCAGCUGAUGAGGGGGCAGAGGAAGCAUCUACAGGGAGCAGGACCCCACCUUGUGAUCAGAGGGUUCUUAAUGCUCUGGAAAAAGCAAAGAAGAAAUUUUCACCCAUUCACUCAUUGUCACAAAGCCGGCCAAAUAGUGCUUCCCCUGUCAACGGGGAUCAAUCUAAUGUACUAACCCCCAACCGACCACUGCCUGAGCUGCCUCCCAUAGACUAUGAGGACCCGUCUGGGGACGUUCCCAACAAUCCACCCACAGCUACCCAUCAGGCCACUGCAGCGUGUGUUUCUCCAGAUGAGAUCGAUGGCCCAUCACACAGGCAGUCCUCGCCUACUUUGGACGGGACUAUUGAACAUGGGACAGGGGACUUACAGCCAAGUUUGCAGGCUAUAAUUUCACCACCAAGAAAGCCUCUCCCAGACUUGGACUCUUUGGGUCCUUCACCAGAGAAGCCCCCUAGGCCCCCAUUUGUGGAUCUCAGUUCUUACCAGACCACAGCACCAGAGGCUCAUGUGGAGAGUGCACCUGAGGUUCUAACACUUCAGAAUCUGGCACUUGAGGCUCCAGAGAUUGAAGCUACUGAAUGUGAGGCUGUGGAAUUUGAGGUUCCACCAUCAGAGGUUCCUGAACUUCCUGAGUUUGGGACAUCUCAACCUGAAGCUCAAGAGGCUUAUGAAGAUGGGGCUCCUGAAGGUGGUGUCCUUGAAACUCCAGAUCUCGGAACUUCAGACCUUGCAAGUGUGGAUCUUGGCCCCCCAGAUCUCAACCCACCAGAUGUCACCCCUCUGGAUGAUGGAGCUCAGGACCUUGGAGCUCUGGAUCUUGAUGUUUCGGACCUUAGAGCUCCAGAUCUUGUCGCUCCGGAUGUUGAGGUUCCAGAAUCGGGGGUUGUGGAACUUGGGAAUUCAGAAUUGGAAGUUCCACCAAUUGAGACUCCAGAGGGCGACACUUCAGGGACCGUGGUCCUUGAAUCUUUACCUGCUUCUCCUAAUUCUUCUGUGAACAAAGAGAGUGAACAACAAUCAGGUUCUCGCCAGGAUAGCCAUUAUGAAAGCUGUGACAAUGUUUAUGAAGAUGUGGAGGCUGUUUCAAAGUUUCGCAGGGGUCAAAAUACACGAAAACGCAAAGGACCUCCAAAGAAUCCUUAUGCUGAUUCCCAACCAGCAAGUGAAGAAACUCAUAAGACCUCUUGGUUCUUUAAAAAUGAGCGAAAGGUGAGCCCGGAGGCUCAUGAUGACAAAGAGUUGAAGAAGAAAGAAAAGCAACGUCUGGAAAAAGAGAAAAAAGAACAGAAAGAGAGGGAGAAGAAAGAAAAUGAAAUGAAAAAGAAGUUCAAAAUCACAGGGCAGGAGGAGGCUAUGUACCAGGCAAGGGUCACUAAAGCGAGUAAGGGCCGCAAGAAUGACCUGCCUGUGAAGAGUGGGGACUUUGUCAGCAUUAUCCGCACCACCAACUGUCCCAAAGGGAAAUGGCUGGCCAGGGACAACAACAACAAAUAUGGGUACGUGUCUGUAAAAAGUGUGGAGCUGGACAUCAAGGAGAUGGUGGAGCUGGGGAAGAAGGCAUCCCAGGCAGCAGGCCGCAGCGCUGCGACUGAAGGAGAAACUGCCAGUGUGGGCAGCAGGUCCUCAAAUCACUACCCCUUGUCCACUGGCAGCUUUACAGAUGACAGUGAGGAAUGGACAUGUGAUGAUGAAGACACUUUGUCUCCCACAGAAAACAAGGGGCACAGUCGGACUGUCUCAAUGCCUGAAAUGCUUUGCCAACAGACUGAUGUUGAGCACACCUUCAACGAUGGCAUAUCAGAGGACAGCAAUGCACACGCAAGACAUGAGGCACUUCAGAAACUGGCAACCUUCUUCCAGCAUCAGAGAGAAACUACUGAAAUUGUGGCAGAAAACAACACUGAAGAAAUAACUGAAGCAGAACCAAGCCUGUUGUUUCCUGCAGUGGAGCCAGCAUACCUCGGUGAACAGGAAGAAGAUUUGCAGCUGCCAGACAUGGAGAUCUUGCCCCCGCCAGAGCUGUACGCUGACAGCGUGGAUGACGGAUCUGCCCAGCCUUCCCUCAGUUAGCAUGGAAAGAACAAUCUGGAGAUUGGAAGGGUGCCACAGGCCAUAGGUCACUGUGUGUUGUUGACUGUGUUACACAGUGGAGAAACACUCACAAGUUAAAAACGCUGGUAAUACGAAGGAUUUAUCUAGCCAAGUCACAAGGUUUUCCUCUGCUGUAUUGGUGAAGAACGGCUUUUUUUGUUUUUCCAGCUAUUGUUUUUGUGGUUGUUGCUUUUGUUUUUGUUUAAUAACGGUGACAGUGCAGGAGCCCUGGAUAACAUGGAAGUAAAAGUCAAGAGGUUCAGUUUGAAUGGGAAACCAUGACAGUCUUAGUCCAGACUCAGAACAAACUAGGACUCCCAAGGUCAUCAGAUGGAAUGGGGCACUUAUCAGUGGGUGCCUGAAGUGGACUACAUGUAGUGUGGGAUUAAGGGAAAGUGAAAAUUUAAUUUAGUUCACCUUUAGGUCAAAAAUGUUCAGUUUAGAUUUGCGGGGAAAGGAAAAAAGAUUGAAACAUAAUAACAGAAGCUAAAAGGCCAGCCUCUUCCUGAUGUUUGAAACCGGAGUGACGUUGGUCGUAGCAGUUAUCCAACUGGCUCAGAAAUGGCAAACCCAGAAGUUACAGAUGCAUGUGGUUUAUUGACCAGAAAUUCUUGUUGGUGGAAUGCUGGAGUUGGAGAGAUUGUCUUGCUUAAUUUGGGCACGGCAGCCACCUGUCAGGUCCAGAUUUGUCAGAUUCAUAGAUCCAAAAAAUAUGUAUCUUAACUAUCCAUUGGUGAAGACCACAAGAAAGGUGUCUGUGGGUGCUGAGAAUGGUCAUGCCUUUGCUAACUGCAAGUGUUUUUAUUGAAUGAUUGUUUACUAUCUAGAAUGUGAUGCAAAUACAGUUGAAGAUCUCACAAUUUAUUAACAAACUAAUAAGUAUUAGGA